Messenger RNA from Ficedula albicollis (Collared flycatcher), 821 nucleotides. It is a transcript of the gene CLDN5, whose product is annotated as claudin 5. The coding region runs from base 46 to 696 and encodes 216 amino acids. The transcript has a single exon. Gene Ontology annotation, molecular function: structural molecule activity. Gene Ontology annotation, biological process: bicellular tight junction assembly; cell adhesion. Lineage: Eukaryota; Metazoa; Chordata; Aves; Passeriformes; Muscicapidae. The record is from RefSeq and is a predicted model, not a curated record. Gene Ontology annotation, cellular component: plasma membrane; bicellular tight junction.
GCGCUUUCCUUCCUGCGGAGCCCGUGGGACAGCGGUGACGGCAGCAUGACUUCGGCGGCGGUGGAAAUUUUGGGGCUGGGACUGGGCAUCCUGGGCUGGGUGGGGGUGAUCCUGGCCUGCGGGUUGCCCAUGUGGCAAGUGUCGGCCUUCAUCGACGUGAACAUCGUGGUGGCGCAGACCAUCUGGGAAGGGCUGUGGAUGAGCUGCGUGGUGCAGAGCACGGGGCAGAUGCAGUGCAAGGUGUACGACUCCAUCCUGGCGCUGCCGCCCGAGGUGCAGGCGGGCCGGGCGCUCACCGUCAUCGUGGCACUGCUGGGGCUGGUGGCGCUGAUGGUGACCGUGGUGGGCGCGCAGUGCACCAACUGCAUCCGGCCCGGGAAGAUGAAGUCCCGCAUCGUGAUCGCCGGCGGGGCCAUCUACAUUCUCUGCGGGGUCCUGGUCCUCAUCCCGCUCUGCUGGUUCGCCAACAUCGUCAUCAGCGACUUCUACGACCCCACCGUGCCGUCGUCCAAGAAGCGAGAGAUGGGGGCCGCGCUCUACAUCGGCUGGGCGGCCACGGCCCUGCUGCUCUUCGGGGGCUGCCUCAUCUGCUGCUGCUCCUGCUCCCAGCGAGACGAGACCUCCUUCCCCGUCAAGUACUCGGCGCCGCGGCGGCCCACGUCCAACGGCGAGUACGACAAGAAGAACUACGUCUGAGCGGGGCUGGCCCGCUCCGCGGCCCCGCGGGGCACGGACAGACGGCUGCGGCCCGGGAGCGUCUGCGGGGAGCUCCAGCGCUUCCCUGCCUGGAGGCUCUUCUUAACGGGGACCCCCGUGAAGCG